GAUAAAAUGUUAUCACCAACAGAAGAAGGUGCAUCAGUGACAUUCAUUUUUGCCAUAAUUGUAGCUGUAGCCACUGGGGUGAUUGUGUUUUGUUUCAUGAAACACAUUUAUGAAAAGAUAGUACUUAUAAAAGGAGACCCAAAAGAUGAAUGUAUAGAAGCCAUGGAAGACCAGUGUUCAAUAAAUAUACCAGACUUUGACAGCAAACUGUUUGGAACAGAAAUGAUUGAAUAUAUGACAAACAUUCCACCAUUAUCUUUCAUUGGUAUCAUUUUACCUUUGAACUCAGGUUUAAAUAAUGAAAAUCCUUUCGGGGAAAACUGAAGAGUUUAUACGAAAAGUAAAAAAAUACAAUUAAA
This is a messenger RNA of Mytilus trossulus (common blue mussel), 359 nucleotides long. RefSeq lists its product as uncharacterized. The coding region runs from base 7 to 324 and encodes 105 amino acids. The record is from RefSeq and is a predicted model, not a curated record. NCBI's taxonomy places the organism in Eukaryota, Metazoa, Mollusca, Bivalvia, Mytilida, Mytilidae. The transcript is spliced from 3 exons.